Molecule: messenger RNA, 1013 nt
Organism: Acomys russatus (golden spiny mouse)
Lineage: Eukaryota; Metazoa; Chordata; Mammalia; Rodentia; Muridae
Gene: Arpc5
Product: actin related protein 2/3 complex subunit 5
Exons: 4
Coding region: 163-618 (151 amino acids)
Biological process (GO): cell migration; Arp2/3 complex-mediated actin nucleation; regulation of actin filament polymerization
Cellular component (GO): cytoplasm; Arp2/3 protein complex; actin cytoskeleton
Molecular function (GO): actin filament binding
Source: RefSeq, a predicted model, not a curated record
UGGAGGAGGAAGCCGCGCCGGCGAGCGCGCAGGCCCAGAAGCGAGCAAGCAGCGGCUGCCGGCGACGCCCCAGAGCGGAAGAGGGAAGUGAGUCGCGCCGGGCUGGGCUAGCUGAGGGAGAAGCACCGCCGAGGAGAAGACAGCGUCGCGUCGGGAUCCGGGAUGUCGAAGAACACGGUGUCGUCGGCCCGCUUCCGGAAGGUGGACGUGGACGAAUAUGAUGAGAACAAGUUCGUAGACGAAGAGGACGGCGGCGAUGGCCAGGCCGGGCCCGACGAGGGCGAGGUGGACUCAUGCCUGCGACAAGGAAACAUGACAGCUGCUCUCCAGGCUGCUCUGAAAAACCCCCCUAUCAACACAAAGAGUCAGGCAGUGAAGGACCGGGCAGGCAGCAUUGUCUUGAAGGUGCUCAUCUCUUUUAAAGCUAAUGAUAUUGAAAAAGCCGUUCAGUCUCUGGACAAGAAUGGUGUGGACCUCCUAAUGAAGUAUAUUUAUAAAGGCUUCGAGAGCCCGUCUGACAACAGCAGCGCUGUGUUACUACAGUGGCAUGAAAAGGCACUCGCUGCUGGGGGAGUAGGGUCCAUCGUUCGUGUUUUGACUGCAAGAAAAACCGUGUAGUCCAGCUGGAACUGGACGUCGUUCACAGGAGUGGGAGUUGCUGGUACAAAGACCAAAACAACCAAAUGGCACCGCUGCCCUGUGGGUAGCAUCUGUUUCUCUCAGCUUUGCCUUCUUGCUUCCUUUUUCAUAUCUAUAAAGAAGAUGAUUACAUAUCAGUUUCCUUUCAUGAAAAUUGAAAUAAUGUGGAGAAAAUUUUGUUUCAAUGGCUGUGUUUGAUCUUUUCAUAAUCAUGUCAAUAAUGUGUAUGCCCUUCUGUAAUUUAUACUCAAGUUUGAUUGUGCAAUUUUUAACUCUGUUGGCUGGUUUAAUGGUUUUACUUUAUUUUAACCAAUACUGAGAGAUCUGAUCAAAUUUGAGGCCAGUUUCAUAACUCAUUGCUAAUCAGGAAGUGA